UCGGGCAAGGGGCCGGACCUCAAGCGCUACAUGGAGAAGCGGCUGCUCAUCAAGGCGCGCGCGCGCCGGAAGCUCGUGGGCACGCUCCGCGGCUACGACCAGUUCAUGAACCUCGUCGUCGAGGACGCCAUCGAGCAGGUCUCGCUGACCGAGAAAAACGAGAUCGGCACCGUCGUCAUCCGCGGC
Aureococcus anophagefferens is the source of this 186-nucleotide messenger RNA. RefSeq lists its product as hypothetical. Gene Ontology annotation, molecular function: RNA binding. Gene Ontology annotation, biological process: mRNA splicing, via spliceosome. The record is from RefSeq and is a predicted model, not a curated record. The transcript is spliced from 2 exons. Gene Ontology annotation, cellular component: precatalytic spliceosome; U4 snRNP; U2 snRNP. The annotation marks the transcript as partial. NCBI's taxonomy places the organism in Eukaryota, Pelagophyceae, Pelagomonadales, Pelagomonadaceae.